Messenger RNA from Lutra lutra (Eurasian river otter), 1379 nucleotides. Its product is annotated as nucleolar and spindle-associated protein 1-like. Gene Ontology annotation, biological process: establishment of mitotic spindle localization; mitotic chromosome condensation; mitotic cytokinesis. The record is from RefSeq and is a predicted model, not a curated record. Gene Ontology annotation, cellular component: mitotic spindle; microtubule; nucleolus. NCBI's taxonomy places the organism in Eukaryota, Metazoa, Chordata, Mammalia, Carnivora, Mustelidae. Gene Ontology annotation, molecular function: microtubule binding.
AGAGUUUUGAACUGUGCUUCCGAAGGUGGAGUACGAGUCCUCACUGUGGUCGCCUGGAUGCAGCUCGCCAGGGCAAUGCCCUCCCUUGAGGAGCUGGACUCCUUCAAGUACAGCGACCUUCAGAUCCUAGCCAAGAAUCUGGGCCUCCGGGCUAACCUGAGGGACGUGGCAGAUGAAUAUCUUUCUUUCCACGAUGAGCAGACCUCUGCAUCGUCCUGUGAGGAGGCUGAGCUGCAGAGCCAUAGCCAGGAACAAACUAAGAGGGAGCCACUUGGUCAUGGCACCAAAACUAGGAGAAGGUGCAGGAUAGUCCUCAGGAACCCUGACACUCAGGAUCAUUCAGAGAUAAAAGUAAGUGAUCACACUGAAUUCCAGAAUCAAGAGAAGCAGGAACACCAGGAUCUCAGAACAGUUGCAGAAGUGCCUUCACCACCAGAUGAGAUCCAAGGAGAGGAGAAUGCCGUUUCCUCAGGAAAAAGAAGAAGAAAUGACUUUAAGAAGCUUCACAAGGCUCGUUUUAAGGAAAUGGAGUCCAUCGAUCAAUAUAUUGAGAGAAAAAAGAAAAAUUUUGAAGAACACAAUGCAUUUCAUGAACUGAAGAAGCAGCCGGCCACCAAGGGCGCAGUGGUGACUCCAGUUCCUCUCCGGGGAAGGCUCCCCUUGGCUUGCACUCCCACCAGCCAGCCCCGCUCACAGGGCUGGCCACUGGGUGCUACGGGCAGGAGCACCUUGUGUGGGAAGGGCUCUGCCAAGCGUUCCGUGCUCUCGGCAACUAAAAUGAACGUCAGGUUUUCAGCUGCUACCAAAGAUAAUGAGCAUAAGCGUUCACUAACCAAGACUCCAGCCAGAAAGUCUCCACAUGUGACCAUAUCUGGGAGUACCCCAAAAGGCCAGGCUGUGCUCGGGAUAUACAAGAUAAAGACCACAACUGGGAAUUCCACUUCUGUUGUUACACCAUUCAGGUUGACAACUCAGGCAGCACAGACUCCAGUCUCCAGCAAGAAGCCAGUGUUUGAUCUCAAAGCAAGUCUGUCUCGUCCCCUCAACUAUGAGCCACACAAAGGCAAACUGAAACCAUGGGGUCAAUCUAAAGAAAAUAAUUCUCUGAAGGAACAUGUAAACAGAGUUAGCUUCCACAAGAAAACUUACAAACAACCUCCUCUCCAGACUAGGGAGGAACAACGGAAACAACAUGAGCAAAGAUGAAAGGAGAAGAAAGCAAAGGUUUUAGGAGCUCGGAGAGGCCUCAUUAUGGCUGAAGAUUAAUUUUUUAACAUCCGUAAAUAGUAUUUUAUUCUGAACCCUUUCUUUAGUGUAAAUAUUUUUUUCUACUGUCUUCCCCACUUUAGUCAAAAGAUUCUUCUGCUUUGUUCACUAUC